CUUAAAAGUCGCUGAAGUUGAGAAACACUGCUCAAAGCCAUUGGCCCCAGUCCAAUCAGUGCAAUCCCUAGUGGAUUUCUUAUUUCUGCUGUUUCACUUUCUCCCGUAACUCUACAACGGUGAUCCCGGUUAUUAAAACUAAAUAUCCCUCAGUAUCGGCCACCUCCAUUCGCGCAGGCGCAAUCUUCUAUUCUCUCGUAACAGAUCCCUGGCUUCGUGGGCCAAAACUGAGUGACGUAACCAGCGCAGGCUAGGCCAUGUGAACCGGCCGCCAAUAGCGCUGGGUAAACGUCCGCCAAGAUGGCGUCUGCGCGGUACCGGCGCUUCUUGAAGCUAUGCGAGGAGUGGCCCGUGGAGGAGACCAAACGCGGCCGUGAUUUGGGAGUCGUGGUGCGGCAGAAAGUGAUGCAGGCUUUCCGUGAGGGAGAGAAUACCCAGAUUGCUGACCCAGUGACUUGUGAUGAAAUUUUUGAAAGUUUAACCAAAAUUCAUACUAACUAUUAUAGAAAUAAGUAUCCACGUCUGAGAGAUACAAACUUCUCUGGAGUGCCAGUGGAAGAAUGCAAGUUGGUCCUUGCAACAGAACAACUGAAGCAAAUGGAAGAAGGAAAGCUUGGAAAAUUGAAAAGGUUACGUGAAAAAUUCUCUGCCAAGCAUCACAAAGAAGAUUCUAAAUAAUAACUCAGUCUUUAACUGGUUUUGUAAAGCACUUUUUGCCAGUACAGCUAAACCACCUUGUUACCAGCAAAGGACAAUGGAAAGCUAUUCUGAAAUGGGACAAAGUAGCUCCAUUUGACUACAUUGGUUUAUGAAGACCUAGGAAGUCCAUCUGAAGAACAGGGAAUUAUAUAGUUAUAUGCUGUGGGUGUUUACCUAUCUGCAUUAGUGAAUGUCAUCUUGCAACUGAUGUGUUGGAGCUUAACAGAACUGUAGUUCAUGUAAAAAAAACAAUCUAACAUUGGGAUUCUGUGAAAGAGAUGUGUGACUUCUUACUGUUAA
Molecule: messenger RNA, 999 nt
Organism: Thamnophis elegans (Western terrestrial garter snake)
Lineage: Eukaryota; Metazoa; Chordata; Lepidosauria; Squamata; Natricidae
Product: ubiquinol-cytochrome-c reductase complex assembly factor 2
Exons: 4
Coding region: 301-678 (125 amino acids)
Biological process (GO): mitochondrial respiratory chain complex III assembly
Cellular component (GO): mitochondrial matrix
Source: RefSeq, a predicted model, not a curated record